UAAUACCAUACAAAUCCAGUGGAAAAGUUUCCCAUAAUACAGUAUAUUGUUUCCAUAAUGUUAAUGAGUACUGCAUUUAUGUACCAUUUUCUAUUCGUUACCCUACACAAUUCCAAUGAUAAAUGGUAAAAGGUGGCUAUUUUAGCUCGCUCCUUAUGUUUCUUUAUGCCUACAGGGCCCGGGCCUGGGCGUUAUGCUCUUCCACCCACUAUUGGUUACAUUAACCAUGACUACACCAAGCCCAGCAGCCCAGCCUAUUCCUUUCAUAGCCGCAUGAGCAGAAACAUGGUGUCUGUAGACUCCAGUCCAGGGCCUCAGUAUCAUAUAGAUGCCAAAAUGACCCGCUUUGGAAGAGACGGUACCCCUUCAUACUCCAUGCUUGGUAGAAAAAAGAAGACAGCGGAGACAUUCCAGACUCCUGGACCAGGAGCGUACAGUCCUGAGAAAGCUCCACCUUUGAACUUUCACCAUAGACCUCCAUCUUACACCAUGGCCUUCCGCACACACUACCGCAGUGUGGAUGCUGUACCCGCCCCCAACCGCUACACCUUACCUAACCUCACUGGUGCCCACGUUCCCCACAAAUCCUCUAGUGCCAGUUUCAGCAUAUCAGCACGAAGGAAAGCAGGCGGUCCAUCAGAGGACCUGUCCAUGACCCCAGGACCUGGCCGGUACAACAGCACAGACCCUAGUGUUUACCUGAACAGACAGCCAUCUUUCUCCAUGCAAAGCCGUCAUAAUAUUCCCACCGUUGCCACUCGGAAUCCUGGCCCGGGCACACAUUGCCCAGAGAAGGUGACGGCACACCUGCCUCGUGCACCAUCUUUCUCUCUGGGUAUACGCCACUCUGAGUUUGUAACACCGCUGAUUGUCGACCAAGCAGAUUGAAGGGUUUCAUGCAGUGUUUUAUAGGCGUUCCUACAAUGUACAGGAUUCUGCAAGGGAAAAUAGGAUUUGGGUAUUUACAUGUAAACACAUUAUGCUAAGCACUAAAAUCUAAAACAGUGUAAGGUAAAAGUCACAAUCUUCAUCACCUCAUACCUGGUGUUGUGCAAUGAGAUAUUGCAUUUUGCAAGCAGAACAUCCAGUUUCUAGUGGAUAAGGAAACCUAUUCAGUUUUACAAACACUCUUUGCAUUGGUUUAAAACUUUAUAUUAGACAACAUUAACAACACAUUAUUUAACUCACCAUUCAUACUAGAUCAUUUAUUCCCUCUUUUUGACUUUCAUUCACAUAAUUUUUUUUCUUUAAUUCUUCUCUUGAAUUGGUUAGUCAUAAUAUUAAUAAAUACCACUAAAAUGCUUUUCAAAUUCUCUCCCUUUGAGCACAUUGCUUUAAACUACUAUGCAAAAAAUCUGUUUUCACUUUUUUUCUAAAGUGAUUUUGAAAUUAAACCUGCAUGGCAAAACACCCUGCCCAAAUAAAACUUUGUUGCUAGAACUGAAACUGGCAUUAAAAAUUAUUUCUUUUGCUGCUUGAAAAUGUGUGAUCUUUAUUGUUUCACAAACCAAUUAAAAUAGCAGUGUGAUAAUAAAAUGAAAGAUAGCCAGCUUUAAAAAUAUCAGAAAUGCUUACAAGCUUUAAAUCUCGAUGCAAAACUGAUUGCAAAAUGGGUUGCUGGACUGUAAGCCAAUGAUGGCUUACAGUUCAUUCAAUGAUAUGUAAAUACAACAAACAUUAUAUUGACUUUGAAAGGCACUUUUUGUAUUGUCUUUUCAGUUAUUUACUUGUCUGACACAAUAAUGUAGGUUACAGUCUUUGAAUUAUUUUCAUUUGGGUGCUUUUCUCAGCAAAUAUUGACAUACACGAUUAAUUUGAUUAAAAAAUCAAAAUAUAAUGUAAUUAUUUCAAUGAAAUGUUUUAAAGAAAUAGUUCACCAAAAAAUGAAAACUGUGUAUGACUUUCAUUCGUCUGCUGAACACAAGUGAAGAUUUUCUCAGCUCUGUAGGUCCAUACAAUGCAAGUGAAUGGGUGCCAACAUUUUGAAGCUCCAAAAUGCACAUAAGGGCAACAACAAACAGAUAAAUAUUUGUCCUUUUUUUCUUUUUUUUUUUAACCAUAAAUUCUACUCCCUGCUCAGUCAAUCUCCACUUUCACUUUUACAUUCUCCUUCUUCUGUUCUUCUGGUGAUUCACAUUCCUCAUGCAUAUCUCCCCCUGUUGGGCAGGGAGGAGCAUUUAUGAUAAACA
Myxocyprinus asiaticus (Chinese sucker) is the source of this 2189-nucleotide messenger RNA. RefSeq names its product outer dense fiber protein 3-like protein 2. Gene Ontology annotation, cellular component: cytoskeleton. NCBI's taxonomy places the organism in Eukaryota, Metazoa, Chordata, Actinopteri, Cypriniformes, Catostomidae. The transcript has 3 exons. The record is from RefSeq and is a predicted model, not a curated record. Bases 166 to 888 code for a protein of 240 amino acids.